UCACACGCCGAGCACCCCAACGGGUCGGUGAAUUGGCUUGAGCUUUUCAGGCCAGCAGCUGGCAAAUCCCAAAUGCGGAAGCCACGCUUCAGGAGGCAGCUCGACAUCGGUUCUCAACCGCCACAUCCGCCAGCCUCGGCGCGCUUUGUGGAUGGCUAGCUGCACUGCCACUGCCUCUGGAAACCUGCUGCCAUCUGGGGCUCAGGGAGAUACCAGGCACAGCCGGCGCGCCGCUGCAUGGCGCGUCCACUCGCCGUGGUGGACGGUGGCACCGGGUCCGACUCUUCCAGCGGGCCAGAGUGCAGUUCCGUCAAUGGCAGCGGCAACGCGGUCAGGACGUGCAUUGGCUCGUGCAAGGUCUAUUUGGUCUUGCUGAUCCUCGCGGCCUUGCUGGCGCUGUCGAUCGUCUUCCUGCCGCGGUCGGGCCAGGCCGAACACAUCGCUAUCGCCAAGUGGUGGAUGGAGAGGAAAGUAAAGAAGGACUACUCGGGCAGGUGGUGCGCCGGCAUCGCGGAACACCCGCUGUGGGGCACGGAGGAGGUCACGGGCCUGUGCCCGCCUGCCCGCGACAUACUCUUCGAGACCAACGUGUCAGCUCCAGUGCUUGACGAGAACCUGACCGCCAGGCAGCUCAAAAACGUCCGGGACUACCUGGAUGAACCGAACAACUUGUCAGGUCAGGAGUACGAACUGUACGACGAGGCCUUGGGCGUGCUGGAGAAAAUCAGUACACUGCAGCCUAAGGACGUGUUGGCAUUCCGCGAGACGUGGACCAAUGCAGAUACUGACAUCCUCCGGGCGCUUGACAGCAAUCCCAGGGUUUGGUUGCCGCAGGGGGGGAAGCUUACGACGACUGCUUUCGCCUCGCAGCUGCCAAGCGUCGCCGACUUCAGGCGGCUAGUUGAGAGUGGUCCAGCGGCGAUUGUUGGAGGAGCGGACAGCCUGGUGAACAUGAGCUUGGGGCAUGAGAUAGAUGCGCAUCCAGUCGUCGUGCGAUUUAACGCAAUAAUCGGUGACAAGCUUUCCGCGCCUGAGACCGGAGUCAAAAUGAAUUUGCAUGUCAUGUGCGCCAAAGUACCCCCUGCCACGGACAGCAGCGUCUGGGAGAUGGACCUAGAGGCCAGCACGCCUUGGAGAACGUAUUGUGGCAGAAUGCACAAGGGUGGUGAGUUCGAGAACGUCACGGUGCGGAGUAAGUUGUUCAUGUUCCGGCCUUCUGCAUUCUGCCGGAAAGAAACACGUUUUGAUUUUCAAGGUUGGACAAGAGGAUUUCUGUUUUAUUGGUUUGUCGGCCGCCUGUUUGACAGCCUCACCAUGUAUGGAUUCAAAGGGGGCGGGCACUACAAGAACGAUGAAGUCAUGCAUGAGCGUUACUGGACAUUCGAGCAUUUCUUCUAUGACAUUAAUGAGCCAGAUCGUUAUUGAAGUAAGUAUUCUGCAGUUGUGUUCAAUUCAUGUCUUCAGGUUCUGUCAGCGUCUCACUCGUUAUUCUACCUUCAAGCCCAGCUAAGUUGAUUGCGCAGGCUCGUGGAUACUGCUUGGCAAUACUCUGGCGCAGCAGUUCCCCGUGGCCGUGCUGGCGAUGUACAGCGAGGUCCACGGCGGGAAUGCCAAACAAUUCAUUUUAGCACGACGCUUCCCAUGAAGCACUUCAUUGCUGUUUUGGACAGGAAGAAAAAAGGUCACAGUCCGGGAA
Molecule: messenger RNA, 1696 nt
Organism: Prorocentrum cordatum
Lineage: Eukaryota; Dinophyceae; Prorocentrales; Prorocentraceae
Source: the annotation of a GenBank genome assembly